AUGAUUAAACAACAGCAAACACAGCAACUUAAGGCGCAAAGCACCCAGGUCCUUCAGACCAUUACAUACGCCACAUAUGCAUAUAAUUCAAAGACGGCAGAACAAACACAAAGGUUGAAAUAUGGAGAUUUGGAGAUAGUAUUGAAAAAUGACCAUUUCGAAUUCGUUUGCAAAGGUGGUGCAGUGAUAUCAAAUAUAAAAGAAAUUUUAUUUAUGAAUUCAAAAAUUAAAGGAAUAACGGAUGAUAUAACAUCAAUUCCACCAGAAGAACAAAGAUAUUACGCAUUAAAUGCAUUUCCUAAAGUUUUGAAGAUUGGAAGAUUUAAUUUAAAUGAGGAAUUCAUAAAAGGUUUCCUAAAUGACAUAAUGAAGAAAGCAGAUAAGGAAUAUGUGGUUAGUGAGUUAAUGAAGAAAGCAGAUAAGGAAUAUGUGGCUAGUGAGUUAAUGAAGAAAGCAGAUAAGGAAUAUGUGGCUAGUGAGUUAAUGAAGAAAGUAGAUAAGGAAUAUGUGGCUAGUGAGUUAAUGAAGAAAGUAGAUAAGGAAUAUGUGGCUAGUGAGUUAAUGAAGAAAGUAGAUAAGGAAUAUGUGGCUAGUGAGUUAAUGAAGAAAGCAGAUAAGGAAUAUGUGGCUAGUGAGUUAAUGAAGAAAGUAGAUAAGGAAUAUGUGGUUAGUGAGUUAAUGAAGAAAGCAGAUAAGGAAUAUGUGGCUAGUGAGUUAAUGAAGAAAGCAGAUAAGGAAUAUGUGGCUAGUGAGUUAAUGAAGAAAGUAGAUAAGGAAUAUGUGGCUAGUGAGUUAAUGAAGAAAGUAGAUAAGGAAUAUGUGGCUAGUGAGUUAAUGAAGAAAGCAGAUAAGGAAUAUGUGGCUAGUGAGUUAAUGAAGAAAGCAGAUAAGGAAUAUGUGGCUAGUGAGUUAAUGAAGAAAGUAGAUAAGGAAUAUGUGGUUAGUGAGUUAAUGAAGAAAGCAGAUAAGGAAUAUGUGGCUAGUGAGUUAAUGAAGAAAGCAGAUAAGGAAUAUGUGGCUAGUGAGUUAAUGAAGAAAGCAGAUAAGGAAUAUGUGGUUAGUGAGUUAAUGAAGAAAGUAGAUAAGGAAUAUGUGGCUAGUGAGUUAAUGAAGAAAGCAGAUAAGGAAUAUGUGGCUAGUGAGUUAAUGAAGAAAGUAGAUAAGGAAUAUGUGGCUAGUGAGUUAAUGAAGAAAGUAGAUAAGGAAUAUGUGGCUAGUGAGUUAAUGAAGAAAGUAGAUAAGGAAUAUGUGGCUAGUGAGUUAAUGAAGAAAGCAGAUAAGGAAUAUGUGGCUAGUGAGUUAAUGAAGAAAGUAGAUAAGGAAUA
Molecule: messenger RNA, 1325 nt
Organism: Trichomonas vaginalis G3
Lineage: Eukaryota; Parabasalia; Trichomonadida; Trichomonadidae
Exons: 1
Source: RefSeq, a predicted model, not a curated record